CGGCGCGGCUCUGUUUCCGGUCCGCGGGGAGCACUUCCGGGAGGCGCUUCCACGAGCGAGGCGGCGGUGCUGGCAGGCGGAGACCUCUUGCGAAGAUGGGGAAAGUGAGGGCGCUGCGGGCUCGUGUGCACCGGGCGGCUGUGAGGCCCGACGGGGAGGCUGCACCCGGCCCUGUGCCCCCCGCCUUGGAGCCGGCUCUCCCACAAGCCCCGGCGGGCGGAGCGGGGGCGAAGGACUGGACAUUCGUUCACAAUGCCAUCUUUGCCAGGACACAGAUAGACCCUAGCGCGUUGGUGCAGAGGCUGGAGUUGGACCAGAGGAGUGUGGUGUCCCUAAAGAGAGGUGCAGAACCAAAGGCCGUUUUGCCCAAGAAGGAAAAACUGAAGCUUCGCCGUGAGCAAUGGCUACAGAAAAUCGAAGCCAUAAAGCUGGCAGAGCAGAAGCUCAGGGAGGAACGAAAGCGCAAGGCCAUGGUGGUGGUAGGCGACCUGCACCCCCUGAGGGAUGCCCUACCUGAGCUGCAGGAACUGGAGGCCGGCCACCAGCAGCAGCAAGCCAGACGGGUGACCAGCAAGCCCAGGCCAGUGGAGCUUAGCCGAAUGAGCACAGCCCAGAGACAGCAGCUUCUUGAGGAAGAAAGGACCCGGUUUCAGAAGCUGCUGGCCAGCCCAGCCUACAGAGCCAGUCCUCUGCUGGCCAUCGGGCAGCAACUGGCACACCAGAUGCAGCUGGAAGGUGGCGAGCAACUCUGACCAAGGACAUUGUGGGCCAUGAGCUCCAGAGGACUCACAUGUGGGUGGAGGUGCCAGCAGCUCUUGAAUCCUGUCCUGUACCUGCAUGGCCACCUAGCUAGCCAUGAGACCUAGGGAAGGCAAGCUGGAGCUGCCGACGGGGACAAAUAAAAUGACUUAUGGACUGUGGCUUCACUUCCCACUUAGAGACAGCCACUCCUGCGUUUUCAAGGCUCACCCUCCCUGGGACAAGCCCAGGAUCCCCAGCUAGGGACCAGAGUUGGAUGGCUGCUCUUGUGGGGAUCUGCAAGGGCUGCACCAGGGUGGAAGCAGAGUCCUGUCAAGUCGCUGGGUCCCUGAGGCUCAGCACUCCUUCCUCGCUGUCUGGGAUCCUCACCUCGCUUCUCACACCAGUUGCCUUCGGCCAAGCCUCAGCGGCUUGUGGCUCUCACCUCUCUCGCCCCAGGUUACUUCCUUUCCCUUCUGUGACCAGAGAAGCAGGUGGUCCUGCCUGGAGGCACAGCAGUCCAGCUCAGGAGUCUCUUUGGUGGGUGUCAAAAUAGACCUGUGUUAGGCACUAGUGGGUUCUCAGGGUGGGACCCACAGACCCCACAGCUCACACGGACCCACGUUCCACCUUACAUCUGGGCGCGCCUAUGGCACUGCUCACCCCUGAAGGUGCUCCCUAGUCUUUUACAAGGGGGGCCCACAUGCUUAUAGCUCCCCGGCCCUGUGAGUAGGGAGCGGGCAGAACAAGUGAGGCCCCCAGGCCUGGUAUGGACACCUAGGGCACUUGGUCAAUGGAAGUGGGUAAAACUGAAUAGGCCUAAACUGGGUGAGACAGAGGCAGGCAGGUCCCAAGUUCAAGGUCAGCCUGGUCUAUAAAUAAAUAAGAGUGAACCGA
Molecule: messenger RNA, 1635 nt
Organism: Mastomys coucha (southern multimammate mouse)
Lineage: Eukaryota; Metazoa; Chordata; Mammalia; Rodentia; Muridae
Gene: Slx9
Product: family with sequence similarity 207 member A
Exons: 6
Coding region: 96-752 (218 amino acids)
Biological process (GO): maturation of SSU-rRNA from tricistronic rRNA transcript (SSU-rRNA, 5.8S rRNA, LSU-rRNA)
Cellular component (GO): 90S preribosome; preribosome, small subunit precursor; nucleolus
Source: RefSeq, a predicted model, not a curated record